AUGUCUUCCAUUCCCAAGUCCGACGAGGCCCUCUUCGCCGAAGCAGCCGCCGAGUGGCAAGCCGAGCACGACGCCGGCCUCGAGUCUCUCUGCUCCAUGGGCGACGCGCUCAUCGCCGAAGUCGAAGCCCACGAGAAGCAGAAGCGCGCCGCCACCAAGCCCCAACCCCUGCGCCACCUGCCCGGUGCUCAAGCCUACAUCGUCACCGGCAUCGUCCCGGUCCACCCGCAGACCGUCUCGGACUUCGGUUUCGACCGCACCGUCACCCAGGCGGACGGCUUCCAGCUGCUGGAUGUGUAUCGCCACCUCAUGGUCACUACGCUCAGCGUCACCUCGGGCGAGGUGCACGCCUGGCUGGGCGAGGGAAAGGCUGUGCUGUUGAAGAAUGUGCAGGACAAGCUGCGAGCUGCGCUGGAGGCGGGCGGGGGUAGUCGGGAGGAGAUGAAUCAGUUGAAGGAUACUUUCCGCUGGCUCACCCGCAACCGCUACAUCUGGGACCCCACCUACGCCAACUCCGAGACGCGCGCCUACAUGGACGCGGCCGGCGCCAAGCCCAUCAACACCAAGGCCGACUUCCUCGAGCAGGUCAAGCUGAUGAGCGACGGCCUGUUCAAGGUCGCCGACAGCCGGAAGGCGCGCGAGGCGCGCGGCGAGGCGGGCGUUGCAGCCGACGAUAGCGGCGAGGCCAGCGUCCACCACCUCACGGGCCCGGGCGGCAUGCCCUUUGCGCCGAUCAUGUACAUGCCCGGCGCGAACCUGGCGGGCUUCGCGGAGGAGAUCAAGGCGCAGCAGGUUGCGGCGAAGGUGGCGCGCAAGAAGGCUGCUAUGGCGCAGGAGAAGUAG
This is a messenger RNA of Colletotrichum chrysophilum, 843 nucleotides long. RefSeq lists its product as uncharacterized. The coding region runs from base 1 to 843 and encodes 280 amino acids. The record is from RefSeq and is a predicted model, not a curated record. The transcript is spliced from 3 exons. NCBI's taxonomy places the organism in Eukaryota, Fungi, Ascomycota, Sordariomycetes, Glomerellales, Glomerellaceae.